UCUUCAUUCAUCAUCAAUCCUCUCCUCUCUCUCUUCUCUGUAUCUCCCAACUAAAAUACUCACAAGAUUAGAUCAAAAGUCUCAAACUUUGAUACAAAGACACAAACUUUUGAAGAGGGAUGGAUUACAAUCCAAAUCUUCCUCCAUUAGGAGGAGGUGGUGGUAGUAUGAGAAGAAGCAUAAGUAGAAGUGUAAGCAGAGCAAGUAGAAACAUUGAAGAUAUCUUCUCAUCAGGUUCAAGAAGAACACAAUCAGUCAACGACGAUGAAGAAGCUCUUAAAUGGGCAGCCAUUGAGAAGCUACCAACUUACAGUCGUCUUCGUACCACUCUCAUGAACGCUGUUGUUGAAGACGAUGUUUACGGUAACCAGCUCAUGAGUAAGGAGGUUGAUGUAACCAAGCUUGAUGGUGAAGAUCGUCAGAAGUUCAUUGACAUGGUUUUCAAAGUAGCUGAGCAAGAUAAUGAAAGGAUCUUGACUAAGUUAAGAAACAGAAUCGAUAGAGUUGGUAUCAAACUACCAACAGUUGAAGUCAGGUACGAGCAUUUGACGAUUAAAGCUGAUUGUUACACUGGUAAUAGAUCUCUUCCUACACUUUUGAAUGUUGUGAGGAAUAUGGGAGAAUCAGCUUUAGGUCUGAUUGGUAUUCAAUUUGCUAAGAAAGCUCAGCUUACGAUUCUUAAAGAUAUCUCUGGGGUUCUUAAACCUGGAAGGAUGACACUUUUGUUGGGUCCUCCUUCUUCUGGUAAGACCACGCUUCUGUUGGCUUUAGCUGGUAAACUCGAUAAGGCCCUUCAAGUUAGUGGUGAUAUUACUUACAAUGGUUACCGUCUCGACGAGUUUGUGCCAAGAAAGACCUCUGCUUACAUUAGUCAGAACGAUCUUCAUGUUGGUAUCAUGACUGUUAAGGAGACUCUUGAUUUCUCUGCUAGGUGUCAAGGUGUUGGUACUCGUUAUGAUCUGUUGAAUGAGCUUGCAAGGAGAGAAAAGGACGCUGGGAUAUUCCCGGAAGCCGAUGUUGAUCUCUUCAUGAAAGCUUCGGCUGCUCAAGGUGUUAAGAGCAGUAUCGUCACUGAUUAUACUCUCAAAAUUUUGGGGCUUGACAUUUGCAAAGACACAAUAGUUGGAGAUGACAUGAUGAGAGGUAUCUCCGGAGGUCAGAAGAAACGUGUCACAACUGGUGAGAUGAUUGUUGGACCUACUAAGACACUCUUCAUGGACGAAAUAUCCACUGGUCUUGACAGUUCCACCACUUUUCAAAUCGUCAAGUGUCUGCAACAAAUUGUUCACCUCAAUGAAGCCACGGUGCUCAUGUCUCUUCUCCAGCCUGCUCCUGAGACAUUUGAUUUAUUCGAUGACAUCAUUUUGUUGUCGGAAGGUCAGAUCGUGUACCAAGGACCGAGGGACAACAUUCUUGAGUUCUUUGAGAGCUUUGGGUUCAAGUGUCCUGAGAGAAAAGGAACGGCUGAUUUCUUGCAAGAGGUCACUUCCAAGAAAGAUCAAGAACAGUACUGGGUGAACCCGAACAGACCUUAUCGCUACAUUCCGGUUUCAGAGUUUGCCAGUAGAUACAAGAGUUUCCAUGUUGGGACGCAGAUUUCUAACGAACUUGCGGUACCGUUCGAUAAGUCUCGCGGCCACAAAGCGGCUCUUGUGUUCGAUAAGUACUCUAUCUCAAAGAGGGAGCUUCUCAAGAGCUGUUGGGACAAAGAGUGGCUGCUUAUGCAGCGAAACGCGUUCUUCUACAUUUUCAAGACUGUCCAGAUCGUCAUCAUCGCUGCAAUCACGUCUACACUCUUCCUCAGAACCGAAAUGAACACAAGAAACGAGGGUGAUGCUAACCUCUACAUCGGAGCAUUGCUUUUUGGAAUGAUCAUCAACAUGUUUAAUGGGUUUGCAGAGAUGGCUAUGAUGGUUUCGAGACUCCCUGUGUUCUACAAACAGAGGGAUCUCUUGUUUUAUCCAUCCUGGACCUUCACACUUCCCACUUUCUUGCUUGGGAUUCCGAGCUCAAUAAUAGAAUCGACGGCAUGGAUGGUGGUCACUUAUUACUCCAUCGGUUUUGCACCUGACGCCGGCCGCUUCUUCAAGCAGUUUCUCCUGGUGUUUCUGAUUCAACAAAUGGCUGCAUCCCUCUUUAGAUUGAUUGCUUCUGUGUGCAGAACCAUGAUGAUUGCUAAUACUGGUGGUGCUCUUACUCUACUUCUUGUGUUCUUGCUCGGAGGCUUCCUUCUUCCGAAAAAAGAGAUUCCUGACUGGUGGGGUUGGGCUUACUGGGUAUCUCCUCUCACCUAUGCUUUCAACGGUCUAGUCGUCAAUGAGAUGUUUGCUCCCAGAUGGAUGAACAAAAUGGCUUCUUCUAACAGUACAAUAAGGCUUGGAACUAUGGUGCUUAAUACGUGGGAUGUCUACCAUCAAAAAAACUGGUACUGGAUUGCAGUUGGAGCCUUGCUUGGUUUCACAGCCCUCUUCAACCUUCUAUUCACCGUGGCACUUACCUAUCUCAACCCUCUUGGAAAGAAGGCAGGUUUACUUCCAGAAGAAGAAAAUGAAGACGCUGAUCAGGGAAAAGAUCCAAUGCGUAGAUCUUUGUCUACUGCAGAUGGGAACAGAAGAGGAGAGGUCGCAAUGGGGAGAAUGAGUAGGGACUCUGCGGCUGAAGCAUCAGGUGGUGCUGGCAAUAAGAAAGGAAUGGUUCUUCCUUUCUCUCCUUUAGCUAUGUCCUUUGACGACGUCAAAUACUUUGUUGACAUGCCAGCGGAAAUGAGAGACCAAGGAGUUACAGAAACCAGACUGCAACUGCUUAAAGGUGUGACUGGUGCAUUUAGGCCCGGAGUUUUGACUGCACUUAUGGGAGUGAGUGGUGCUGGUAAGACUACGCUUAUGGACGUUUUGGCCGGAAGGAAAACAGGAGGAUACAUUGAAGGAGAUGUGAGAAUAUCAGGAUUCCCAAAGGUUCAAGAGACAUUUGCUAGAAUCUCAGGAUAUUGUGAGCAGACCGAUAUUCACUCCCCGCAAGUCACAGUCAGAGAAUCUCUGAUUUUCUCUGCUUUCCUUCGUCUUCCUAAAGAAGUCGGCAAAGAUGAAAAAAUGAUGUUUGUGGAUCAAGUGAUGGAAUUGGUAGAGCUGGACAGUCUUAGGGACUCCAUUGUUGGUUUACCGGGUGUCACGGGGCUUUCCACGGAGCAGAGAAAGAGACUGACAAUCGCGGUGGAGCUUGUAGCCAACCCUUCCAUCAUCUUUAUGGAUGAGCCAACUUCAGGGCUAGACGCUAGAGCAGCGGCUAUUGUGAUGAGGGCGGUAAGGAACACAGUGGACACUGGAAGAACCGUGGUCUGCACCAUUCAUCAGCCUAGCAUUGAUAUCUUUGAAGCAUUUGAUGAAUUGAUGCUGAUGAAGAGAGGAGGACAAGUGAUUUACGCUGGUCCAUUGGGUCAAAACUCUCACAAGGUGGUUGAGUACUUCGAAUCUUUCCCCGGAGUGCCCAAGAUUCCAGCAAAGUAUAACCCGGCCACUUGGAUGCUCGAAGCUAGCUCACUCGCCGCUGAGCUUAAGCUAGGUGUUGACUUUGCUGAGUUAUACAAUCAAUCCGCAUUACACCAGCGAAACAAAGCGUUGGUAAAAGAACUAAGUGUACCACCAGCAGGAGCAUCAGAUCUUUACUUUGCUACACAAUUCUCACAAAACACAUGGGGACAGUUCAAAUCAUGCUUAUGGAAGCAAUGGUGGACGUAUUGGAGAUCUCCAGACUACAAUCUUGUCCGGUUCAUCUUCACAUUGGCAACAUCUCUCUUGAUUGGUACCGUCUUCUGGCAAAUCGGAGGUAACAGGUCGAACGCAGGGGACUUAACAAUGGUUAUAGGAGCAUUGUACGCCGCAGUUAUUUUCGUGGGAAUCAACAACUGUUCAACAGUACAACCGAUGGUUGCAGUGGAAAGAACUGUGUUCUACAGAGAAAGAGCAGCAGGAAUGUACUCAGCCAUGCCAUAUGCCAUCUCUCAAGUCACUUGUGAGCUUCCCUAUGUCCUUAUUCAGACCGUUUACUACUCACUCAUCGUCUAUGCCAUGGUUGGUUUCGAGUGGAAAGCCGAAAAGUUCUUCUGGUUCCUCUUUGUUAGCUACUUCUCAUUCCUCUACUGGACAUACUACGGCAUGAUGACUGUUUCCCUCACACCAAACCAACAAGUUGCUUCGAUUUUCGCCUCAGCGUUUUACGGCAUUUUCAACCUCUUCUCUGGCUUCUUCAUUCCAAGACCCAAAAUCCCAAAAUGGUGGAUUUGGUACUACUGGAUCUGCCCUGUUGCUUGGACCGUGUAUGGAUUGAUCGUGUCGCAGUACGGUGAUGUUGAGACACCUAUCCAAGUCCUUGGUGGUGCUCCUGGCUUAACCGUUAAGCAAUACAUUGAGGACCAUUAUGGUUUCCAAUCUGACUUUAUGGGACCAGUAGCGGCUGUACUCAUCGCUUUCACCGUCUUCUUCGCCUUCAUAUUCGCAUUCUGCAUCAGAACUCUCAACUUCCAGACCAGAUAAAACCAUCUCUCAAACAAAGUCUCUUUCUUUUUUGUAUCCAUUCCUCUGUGUUGUUUAUAUAAGCUCUCUCUCUGUUCUAAAUAUGUAUUGUAGUGUCUCAUAACGGAAUUUUUUAAAAAUAUUUUUAUUUAUUGUCUUAUAGAUGAUGACGAAUCAGAUGUAAUAUAAUUCCACUUUUGUGUGUUUAUCCAAAAUUCUUUAAAGUCCAA
Molecule: messenger RNA, 4738 nt
Organism: Arabidopsis lyrata subsp. lyrata
Lineage: Eukaryota; Viridiplantae; Streptophyta; Magnoliopsida; Brassicales; Brassicaceae
Product: ABC transporter G family member 36
Exons: 8
Coding region: 120-4529 (1469 amino acids)
Cellular component (GO): membrane
Molecular function (GO): ATP binding; ABC-type transporter activity; ATP hydrolysis activity
Source: RefSeq, a predicted model, not a curated record